UAGAGGAGAGGGAGGGAAGGAGGAGGGCACAGUAGAAGAAGGCAGGGAGUAUCAAUGACAUCAACCAGCAGCAUCUGACGGUGCCCCGACCGGCAAUGCUCUCCCGACAAAAGGGCUGAAGAGCAGCCGCGACCCGCUGCGCUCCCGAGAGGUCGCGUCGACGGCCAGGACUGUGGGGAAACGCCGGCGAUGCGUGCAUGCGCCCUCCGCGAAGGCAGACCUGUCUCUGAGGGGAGCUCCGCUGCCGCUGGAUUACAUUUCUCCUCACCGUUUCCGAGGAAGCCUCCAGCUGCACAUCCACCCACAUGAAUCUAGGAGCCGGCGAGGGAGACGGAGCAGCACGCGUCAAGAGUGAGUGAAGCCCCGCCCACACCUCCAUCGUCUCCAAGUGGCCCACGGUUGCACCAUGCCUCUGCCCAGGACCGGUGGAGCUCCAGCCCACGUCAGCAGGCCUCUCCUGGGCCUCUGUAGGCUGCUGCCUUUGGUUAUCCUACUGACCUGCCCUCUGAGCGGCCUGUGUGGACCACUAGCUUCCCCCAAGUUCUCCAAGACUCCCACAGACCAGAUCGGCGUGUCGGGGGGCGUGGCGUCCUUCGUGUGCCAGGCCACUGGCAAUCCCAAGCCCGUCGUCUACUGGAACAAGAAGGGCAAGAAGGUCAACUCCCAGCGCAUCGAGACGGUAGAGUUUGACGAGGGGGCAGGCGCCGUGCUGAGGAUUCAACCGCUCCGAGCCCCGCGAGACGAGAACGUCUACGAGUGCGUGGCCCGCAACAGCGAGGGGGAGGUGUCUGUCACGGCGAAGCUGGCCAUUAUCAGAGAGGACCUGUUGCCAUUCGGCUUCCCCAGCAUAGACAUGGGUCCCCAGCUGAAGGUGGUGGAGCGGACCAGGACGGCCACCAUGCUGUGCGCUGCCAGCGGCAUCCCAGACCCGGAGAUCUCCUGGUUCAAAGAUUUCCUCCCCGUGGACCACAGCACCAGCAACGGACGCAUCAAACAGCUCCGAUCGGGAGCGCUGCAGAUCGAGAACAGCGAGGAGACCGACCAAGGGAAGUAUGAGUGCGUGGCCACCAACUCUCAGGGCGUGCGCUACUCGUCCCCCGCAAACCUCUACGUUCGAGAGCUUCGAGAAGGAGCGACAGACACAUUGCGCCGUGUGCCCCCUCGUUUCUCCAUCCUUCCCUCCAACCAUGAGAUCAUGCCCGGAGGCAGCGUCAACAUCACCUGCGUGGCCGUGGGCUCUCCCAUGCCCUACGUCAAGUGGAUGCUGGGAAAUGAGGACCUGACCCCGGAGGAUGAAAUGCCGAUUGGCCGAAAUGUGCUAGAGCUCAACGGUGUCCGGGAGUCGGCCAACUACACUUGUGUGGCCAUGAGUAGCCUGGGUAUCAUCGAGGCCACUGCACAGGUCUUAGUGAAGACUUUGCCAAAACCUCCCGGCACACCCAUCGUCACCGAGACCACCGCUACCAGUGUGACCAUCACCUGGGACUCCGGCAACCCAGACCCCGUGUCCUACUACAUUAUCCAGUACCGAGCCAAAGGGCCGGACAGCAAAUACGAGACGGUGGACAGCAUCACAACCACCCGCUACAGCAUCGGGGGGCUGUACCCCAACACGGAGUACGAAAUCAGGGUGUCGGCGUUCAACAGCAUCGGCCAGGGCCCCCCCUCCACACGCGUGGAAGCUCGCACGGGAGAGCAGGCACCCGCCAGCCCCCCUAGAAAUGUCCUCGCUCACAUUAUCUCUGAAAACACUGUGAUGGUUCGCUGGGAGGAGCCGGAAGAGCCCAACGGACAGGUUAAAGGCUACCGUGUCUACUACACCAUGGACCCGUCCCGGCCUAUUAACGAGUGGCAGAUCCAUAAUGUGCAGGACAGCAUGAUCACCACCAUACAGAACCUCGUCACCUCAGAGACCUACACCAUCCAGGUCCUGGCCUUCACCUCAGUGGGCGACGGCCCCUUCUCCGACCCCAUACACGUUAAAGUGCUGCCCGGAGUCCCAGGCCAACCGGGGAAGUUCAAAGUGGGCAAGGUGACAGACACCAGCAUUGAGUUGACCUGGGAACCUGCCUACACCAAGGAAGGAAUUGUCAACUAUGAGCUGUUGUACAAACCAGUCAAGUUCGGCACUUUGGAGAAACUGACCUUCGGCCCGCGGAAUGCGUACACAGUGGAGGGCCUGAAGGCCAACACGGAGUACUCCUUCUCGCUGGCCGCCAUCUCCAACAAAGGCAUCGGCGCUUUCACCAACGAACUGGUGCAGAGGACGUCGCAAGCCAAGCCCUCGGCUGCACCGAAGGGUGUGUCCUGUGAGAGUGCCAGCUCCACCUCGCUGAGAGUUAGUUGGAGGCCGCCUCCAAUGGAGGGCCAGAAUGGCGAGUUGGCAGGUUAUGAGCUGAGAUACCAGAGAGUUUCUGGGUCAGGCGGAGGAGGUCAGGGCCAGGAGGUAAAGGGGCUUCCUAUCCCUGCCCAGCAGGGGCAGACACUGUUAGAGGGGCUGGAGAAAUGGAGCUGGUACAACAUCACUAUUGCAGCUUCCACUGCAGAGGGGAUGGGACCCAACAGCCCGGCAAUGCUCUGCAGAACUGAUGAGGACGUUCCCGGUGCAGCCCCGCGUCAGGUGGACAUCCAGCCCCUCAACUCCUCUGCUCUCAGGGUCGCCUGGCGAGCGGUGUUGCCCCGGUUACGACAGGGCCAGAUCCGUGGGUACCAGGUGCAUUUUAGCCAGGCAGAGAGCGGCGAAUCCCGCAACCUUCCCCGGAUCAAAGACCUCCUAUUGGAUGAGUCUCAGAUGGAGGAGGAUGACUCAACUCAAUAUGAACUGAUUUUGGGGGGUCUGAAAGCAGACACGUUGUACUCAGUGUCCGUGGCAGCGUACACCACCAAGGGGGAUGGAGCACACAGCAAAGCCAAACUGGUGCAAACCCCAGGGAUUGUGCCCGGCCCCCCCUCACUCUGGCUGCGUCCGGGAUCAGGACCGUCGGUGGUCGUGCGGUGGGCUCCUCCGCCGGAGUGCUCUGAGUCAGACUCUGAAAGCCGUGGGGGCCCAGUGGAAAUCCAGAGCUACCGCCUACAGUUUGGUCUCAAGAACACAUCUCUGGACACCACAGUGGAUUUCACCAAUCGAGAGAAAGACUUCACUGUCAGAGACCUCUCCCCAGGCGCCUCCUAUGUCUUUGUCCUCUCUGCUAAGAGCAGGGCAGGCUAUGGAGAUGCGGUGCAGCAGGAAAUAACAGUGCCCAUGAUCCCCCCCUCGGGAUACCCCAGAAUAUAUGACUUUGUAAAUGCCACAUGCUGCUCCCUCCAGUUCUCCUGGCUGCCCCCUGCCCCAGAGGAGUCCUAUGAUCUCAUUACAGAGUACACCAUAGCUUACAAAGAAGCGGCGGGACCCAAACCCUCCACUGACCCUGGCUCCUCCGCCUUAGCCCCUCCCGCCCCCCCUUGGCUGAUUACUUUGCCAGCGAGUGAGUCCAGCUACACCAUCCUGGGCCUCAAUCACAGCAUGGCCUACGAGUUGCAACUCAGAGCCCACAACAAGGCAGGGCCAGGCCCCUUCAGUCCACCUCUGGUGUGGCAAACCCUGGCCUUUGACACAGAUGUGCCGAGGAACUUCUCUGUGAACUUAGCCACUAAGACCAGCGUCCUCCUGACCUGGGAGUUUCCAGAAAGCAGCAACCCUUAUCGCUUUACUGUGGAGUACAAUAGGCAGAAAAUGGAGGUGGACGCUCGCUUCAAGAAGGCGGUCAUCCCCAACCUUCAGCCCGACACCAGCUACGACUUCAAGAUCACUGCGCCCGAGGGAAACAUGGGCGGCCUCCGCCACCGCAUCACUGCCAAGACCUCGCCGCCGAUCACCAUUCGCCGCCCUGAGAUCGACCACACCCGCGACACCGAGACCACAGUCACUAUAAUCCUGCCUUCACUGGAGACUCGCACUCCCAUCAAGAAUGUUUAUGUGGUUGUGGUUCCACUGAGAAGAGCCCGCGGCGUCAUCAGACACCUCAAGAGCCCAGAUGAAAUGGACCUAGAGGAGCUGCUGAAAGACAUCAGUCAAAGGCAGAGGGAUUCUCGGCAGCAGAAGCAGGUGGACCUGCGACGGGCUUACAUCACAGCCCGUUUCACACCUGCCACCCUACCAGCCUUCUUCACCCUUGGGGACCAGCUGGACUACGGCGGCUUUGAGAACCGGGCUCUGGAGCCGGGGCAGGAGUACGUCUUCUUCAUCCUGGCUGAGCUCAACUCCACCACUGGGAAAAUGUAUGUGGCCAGCCCGUACACAGACCCAGUGAUUGCCCCAGACUCCAACCCUCAGCCCCUGGACGCGGGCGACGGUCUGAUCUGGGUGGUGGGACCCGUCCUGGCCGUGGUCUUCAUCAUCUGCAUCGUCAUCGCGAUCCUGCUGUACAAAAACAGCAAACCUGACAGCAAGCGCAAGGACUCCGAACCAGGAACUAAGAGCCUCUUGAGCAAUGCAGAGAUGAUGGCCCAUCACCCGACGGACCCCGUGGAGAUGAGACGGAUCAACUUCCAGACUCCCGGAAUGAUGAGCCACCCCCCCAUCCCCAUCAGCGAGCUGGCUGAGCACAUAGAGCUGCUGAAAGCUAACGACAACCUGAGGCUUUCCCAGGAAUAUGAGUCCAUCGACCCUAGUCAGCAGUUCACCUGGGAGCAUUCGAACCUGGAGGUCAACAAGCCCAAGAACCGCUACGCCAACGUCAUAGCCUACGACCACACCAGGGUCAUCCUGGCUCCCAUAGAAGGUGUCCUGGGGAGCGACUACAUCAAUGCCAACUACAUUGACGGGUACAGGAAGCAGAACGCCUACAUCGCCACCCAGGGGCCGCUGGCGGAGACGUUCGGGGACUUCUGGAGGAUGGUGUGGGAGCAGAGAGCUGCCUCGGUGGUGAUGAUGACCCGUCUGGAGGAGAAGUCACGGAUAAAGUGUGACCAGUACUGGCCGAGCCGCGGCACAGAGACCUACGGGAUGCUGCAGGUCACCCUGCUGGACACCAUGGAGCUGGCCACUUUCUGCGUGCGCACCUUUUCCUUGCACAAGAGUGGAAGCAGUGAACGGAGAGAGGUGCGUCAGUUCCAGUUCACCGCCUGGCCGGAUCACGGCGUGCCCGAGUAUCCCACGCCCUUCCUCAACUUCCUCCGCAGGGUCAAAGCCUGUAACCCUCCUGACGCCGGGCCCAUCGCCGUGCACUGCAGCGCCGGCGUCGGCCGCACCGGCUGCUUCAUCGUCAUCGACGCCAUGCUGGAGCGCAUCCGCCACGAGCGCACCGUGGACAUCUACGGCCACGUGACCCUGAUGCGCUCGCAGAGGAACUACAUGGUGCAGACGGAGGACCAGUACAGCUUCAUCCACGAGGCGCUGCUGGAGGCGGUGGCGUGCGGCAACACCGAGGUGGCUGCCCGCAGCCUGUACUCGUACAUGCAGAAGCUGUCCAAGGUGGAGAGCGGGGAGCACGUCACCGGCAUGGAGCUGGAGUUUAAGCGACUGGCCAACACCAAAGCCCACACGUCCCGGUUCGUCACGGCCAACCUGCCUUGCAACAAGUUCAAGAACCGACUGGUCAACAUCAUGCCCUACGAAACCACCCGCGUCUGCCUCCAGCCAAUCAGAGGCCUGGAGGGCUCUGAUUACAUCAACUCCAGUUACAUAGACGGAUACAGGCAGCAAAGAGGAUACAUUGCCACCCAGGGUCCACUGGCUGAGACUACAGAGGAUUUCUGGAGAAUGCUGUGGGAGCACAACUCCACUAUAGUCGUCAUGCUCACGAAGCUGAGAGAGAUGGGACGGGAGAAAUGUCACCAGUACUGGCCCGCCGAGCGCUCGGCCAGGUACCAGUACUUCGUGGUGGACCCCAUGGCGGAGUACAACAUGCCUCAGUACAUCCUCCGGGAGUUCAAAGUCACAGACGCCAGGGACGGCCAAUCGCGGACAGUCCGUCAGUUCCAGUUCACCGAUUGGCCGGAGCAGGGCGUGCCCAAGUCCGGCGAGGGCUUCAUCGACUUCAUCGGCCAAGUGCACAAAACCAAGGAGCAGUUCGGCCAGGACGGGCCCAUCUCGGUCCACUGCAGCGCCGGCGUGGGCCGGACGGGCGUCUUCAUCACGCUGAGCAUCGUCCUGGAGAGGAUGCGCUACGAGGGGGCGGUGGACAUUUUCCAGACUGUCAAAAUGCUGCGGACACAGAGACCAGCCAUGGUGCAGACUGAGGACGAGUACCAGUUCUGCUACCAGGCCGCCCUGGAGUACCUGGGCAGCUUCGACCACUAUGCAACAUAGGCGACGCCGCCACCGACCGUCCACCGACCUUUUCUGCUUCAAGCUCCACAGACAAACCGACACGUGAAACACGAGAGAAGACUGGCUGAAACAACAAAAAACCUUUUUCCCGGGGAGCGAGCUUCAGAGAUGAAUUUACACCAACGAGGAUGAGAAAAAGGAAAAAAAAAAUAACAAACAGCAACUAGAAAUCCAUGUCUGACAGCACGCACGCACACACACACACACACACACACACACACACACACACACACACACACACACACACACACACACACCUGCAGCUUCCCUGAGGAGCUGCCGGCUGUGGACACUAUCCAUGUGUAAUCCAUAUACUUACCUCAGUGUUCCAGUGUGAAGGACGUAUAAUACAUGUGUGUUGUGGUCAGCUAUCUCCAAUAUGAACCAGUGAAAUACAAAUGGCUUCUGAACAGGAAUUAUGAUUCUAUAUAUGUGUAUAAAAUACAAAAAAAAAAGAUUCAAACACAAAGAGCCUGGAUAUUUGCUGCACCCUCAAUGGGCUUUUUAUCCUCAACUUUGUAUGGAAGUGAUGGGUUCGAUGUAUUAGGGGGUGACAAAGUGCAGAGGUGAACAUUUCUGUGUGUCCGUGAGCCUGCUCCAGAGGCUUCGGCCGCAGGCAGCUGUGGUUCUAGCUGAAGCUCACAGCGUGGACCCGACCCGACCCGACCCGAGGACUGCCGGAGACGCAUGCGGACGCCCGCUUGCUCCUCUUUUAGCCGGCGGCUUCAAGGAACGCGCGGCCCCGAACGCCGGCCCGAGGUUCGGUUCUGCCUUUUCCUCGCAGAACCCCGGCCCGCGCCCGUCACGUCCUCCGCAGUCCGACGCCUGCUUGCUGCUCGUCCCCGCUCGCCCUCCAGCUCAGCUCCCCCUGCGCCGCAUCGACGAGAUGCUGGUGACAGACUUCCUUCCUUCACACGUGCAACUGCUCUCAUGCCUGUUAUCGUCUUUGCCUGUUCUUUUGGGUCUCACCGUGUUGCUUCGCGUCCUGUCACAGCUUGAGGAUGAACAUUAUUUCCUGGUCACCUUCUUCUCCUGAAGCCCAGCUACUUGAAUCAGAGAGAGAGAGAAAUAUAAAUAUGGAUAUUUUACUAUUUAAUGGAAGGAGAACCUGCUGAACCGUCCCUUCAUCCGACCCUUCAUCCCCUCCUCCCUUUCCACACUGUACAGAGCAUCCCAGCCUAACCAGUCGAUGUGUUUCCCUUCUGACUGGUCCCAGUUCAGCUGCACAAGUACCUUCCCCUGGUCUGACAUAUAAGCGUAAUCGGUCCCACCUCCCGUGUAUCAGGCAUCUGGGGCGCUUUCACCGAUUUUUUGUACAUACAGUCUAUCAUUGGAGUCCUAUACGAGUACAGUUACAUACGUCUGAGCACAAGAUAUACCGUGGGACUGGAUGUGAUGUAGUUCUUAUUGUUGCAAAAAAAAAAAGCCUUAUUGUUGUUCACUUUGUCAUAUUUAUUUCAUAUGAUUUUCUAAGAUAUUUAUUAUUCUAUUUUGUUACAUUUUGCGUUGAUUUUUAUUUAUUUAUUUGAUAUAUCUAUCAACUAUAACCAACAAACUGUUGUUUACUUGUUUCUUUAGCGAGCCAAUGUUAAAAGUACGAUGUUGUCACCGUUUUGUUUCCGUUGUUCGUUUUUUAAAUGGUCAGCUUUGGUGCUUUUUUAUUUGCUUUUGUUAUUCUGAAGUAUGCCCUCUGUGUAGGGUGCUAUUUGAUACUGAUUACUGAUGUCCGACUAGUUAACCUAGAGAUGUACAUUAGAGGCAGACCUAGUUUAUGUUUACAGUGAUGUCCUUUUGAUGCCCUCCACUCUUGACCUCCCGAGCAUCAGCCGUGGUGUCGCGACACCACCCCGCAGUAACGCUAUGAGGGCAUCGGAGAGAUUAGAUUUAUAUAGCAGACGUGUCGGUGCGAGCCUCAUACAAGGGGUCGGUAUUUACGUUACGCUUGAAAGCACAUGGUAGCAGGUGUAUUUUUUCGACAGAGAACGGGUAAGAGACGCCCAGAUAUACACACCCUGGAAAGUUAUUGUUUAAAUCCAAAUAUUCUGAUCUUUAUGUGUGGUCCAGACGUCUUGACGAUGUGUGACAUAUAUGAAAUAUGUUAUUCCUUCAAUUUCUAAUGAUUAUUGUGUCAACAGAAAUAUAAGAGGCACACACAUGAAACGUGAUAUGAAAUGUGUCGAGGGCCAGCUCUGACGACGCCAUCCUCCUCACUUAUGUACCUGCUCUUUCCUUUGAAACAAUGGAUGUAGAUAUUGUAUCUUGACUUUGUAUUAAAAGCAGGAUGAUUGAAUAUACAGCACAAUGA
This is a messenger RNA of Betta splendens (Siamese fighting fish), 8615 nucleotides long. Its product is annotated as receptor-type tyrosine-protein phosphatase S-like. The coding region runs from base 407 to 6289 and encodes 1960 amino acids. Gene Ontology annotation, biological process: protein dephosphorylation. Gene Ontology annotation, molecular function: protein tyrosine phosphatase activity; protein binding. The transcript is spliced from 37 exons. The record is from RefSeq and is a predicted model, not a curated record. Lineage: Eukaryota; Metazoa; Chordata; Actinopteri; Anabantiformes; Osphronemidae.